CGUUAAUGGGGAAAUUCCCUAGUUUCCCGAUAACCCCUCCUGUUUUCGUAUAACCCUCGUAGAAUGAUCCUUGGAGGAGCCCCCCCGUCACGGCUCUCCGUAGCUGGUAAUCCUCGCGGCUGGUUUUCCUUUACUGGCUCCAGCAGAGAAAGAGUUUCAUUCCAGGAACUCGUACAUAAAAAAAAAAAAAUCCACUCUCCGCAUCUUCAACGAAUUGACUUCCUUCCUCCGAUUGUUUUGACAAAGCUCGUUACACGGGACUGUAAAGCAGCCCGAGCGCGCCCGCCACCCUCUCGCCCCGCUCCGCGCUCCGCUUUCCGAUGGAGAAGUCCUUCUUCUGGAUCGCUGCAGCCGUCGCGCUCGUCAGCAUCUGCCGAGUCCAUGCGUCGCUACCGGUUCCCGUCCUGACAUUGGAAGACAACAUCAUGGAAGGUGAGGAGGCCGAGUUCUCCUGCACUUUACUAUAUAACGAAAGUUCUGAGGUGGAUUUAGAGAUUCUAACGAGCUCGGGAGAACCUUUUAAAGACUGUCAGCAGCAAUCAAAACCCUUUCCAAAGGUGACCUGCAACCCAGAGGUUACUAAGGAGUUCCACAAUACGGAGGUAACUUGUGAGGCUCGCCUAUCAAUCAGGAGCAAGCCAAAAACCAUAUUUGUUAGAUCCGAGCCAGCUUUUACCGACUGCCCGCAAGAGGUCACUUGGGUAGAAGGAGAAAAAAAGUCCUUUCACUGCAAGGCUGGCGGCUACCCGCCCCCCACGGUGACCUGCUCGAUGGACAAAGUCACAUACAAAGAAGGCGACACGUUUACAGUGAGCAGAAACAUGUCCGGCAGAUACACCUGCAGAGCCAGCAGCUUCGACGUCAUUACCACCAAAGUGACAGUGAGCGUGGAGUUCAAGCCCAAAGUAUUGGGCAUUAAAGGGCUGUCAGACCUGGCAGUGGCUGAAGGGGAGAACGUGACUUUGGUUUGUGAAGCAGACGGCCUCCCAUCUCCAACCUACAGCUGGGACACCCCGACGCCCGCCGUGGAGAUAUCUGCCGACCACCGCACCGUUGCCAUCGGAAACAUGGAGGCCAAACACAAAGGAGAAUACAUCUGCAAAGUUCAAAACAUACACGGGAAUGACGCGACGAGUCUGACGCUCACCGUGCCAGGAUCCAGCAAGGGAGAAAAGCCGACGGCGUUUUACGGCUUCGCAAUUUCCGCUCUAAUAGUUUUGUAUCUGAUUCCUUUGCUUCUUUGAUUUCGGUUUCUUUGCUAUGCUUUGCUUUUUUUUAUGUUUAUAUAUUUUUUAUUGCCAACUACUGAAAAAAAAACCCCCAAGUGUGUACAUUGGAUACAGAUUUAAAUUAAAAUAUUGUAGAACCGAGCAAA
Spea bombifrons (plains spadefoot toad) is the source of this 1375-nucleotide messenger RNA. RefSeq names its product intercellular adhesion molecule 5 (gene ICAM5). The record is from RefSeq and is a predicted model, not a curated record. Gene Ontology annotation, biological process: cell adhesion. The transcript has 5 exons. NCBI's taxonomy places the organism in Eukaryota, Metazoa, Chordata, Amphibia, Anura, Pelobatidae. Gene Ontology annotation, molecular function: integrin binding. The coding region runs from base 321 to 1244 and encodes 307 amino acids.